AUGCCCCGUUCCCACCCACCCCCGGCCAAGAAGGGAGCAACCCGUCCAGGCCAGGGACACGCCAUGGCAUCCCAUGAGUGCCGCCGGGGCGGAGGACCAGAUACCCCCACACCCGACCAGAAGGUAGGACCCAGGGUCCCCAAAGCAAGGCGCCCCCCCGCGUGCCCCCCACCAUGCCCCCCCAAGGGACGGAGGACGCACAAGUCCGCCCCAGAGCGCAGCAGGAGCACAGCAGCGUGCACCGCCCCGCCACCCCGGAGGGCAGAUCCCAGGGGGGAUCCCCCCCCCCCCCCCCCGCUAGGGGCCAACUCCACCCCCCAGUGCCCCGCAGGCCCCAGCGCACAGAGACCCAGAGCCCCUACCCCCACCCGCAGUGCGGCGCCAGCCCAGCCCCAGCCCACAGUCCACCACCCCCAACCCCCACGGGCCCCCCAGGCCAAGGCGGCAGCCCCCCCACAAAUCCACCCCAACCCCCGUAGGGCAGACCCACAGCCACCGAGGGACGGUAGACCCAGGGCCACCAACCCACACAGACCACCAGACAUCCCCAGUACCCCAGAUGCACGGCCCGCAACACCACGGACCGACCAGGGAAGACACAGUCACCAACCCGCCCUAGGAAAUAUAAUCAAUUAG
Solea solea (common sole) is the source of this 636-nucleotide messenger RNA. RefSeq lists its product as uncharacterized. NCBI's taxonomy places the organism in Eukaryota, Metazoa, Chordata, Actinopteri, Pleuronectiformes, Soleidae. The transcript has 2 exons. The coding region runs from base 1 to 636 and encodes 211 amino acids. The record is from RefSeq and is a predicted model, not a curated record.